AUGUCUACUUCAGAACAAGUUACUGAUAAGACUGAAGGUAAUUCAACCUCAGAUGAUGAAUUUUCUAUUUCAUCUCUAAUAAAUGCUAAUAAUUCAGAAGAAGAAACAAACUACAUCAACCAUGUUCUUAAACACCCGUUAGAUAUAUUGUCAUAUUUAAAAUUGAUUCAAUAUUACGAUAAUAAUGAUUCAUUUGAUAAAAGUAGAUCAAUAUUUAAGAUUCUAAAUAAGAAUUAUCCUUUAUAUUCGACUUUAUGGACACUUCAAUUGAAAAGUGAAUUAUUAAGAGAUGAAUUCAAAAUCGUAGAGGUUAUCCUAUCGAAUUGUUUGUCCGGUGAAUACCCAAAUAAUGAUCUCUCUCUUUGGAUGACAUAUUUAGAUUAUGUGCGUAGAAAAAAUAAUUUGAUUACUGGUGGUCAGGAGGCAAGAUCUAUAGUCAUCAAAGCUUUCGAAUUGGUGCUGAAUUCUUGUGCCAUUUUUGAACCGAUAUCCAAUCAGUUUUGGACAGAUUAUUUGAAUUUUUUAAUUCAUUGGAAAGCUGUUAAUAAAUGGGAAAAUCAACAAAGAAUUGAUAUGAUUAGAAAAAUUUAUAAAAAAUUAUUAUCCCUUCCAAUUGAUAACUUAGAAAAGUUUUGGAAUCAAUAUACACAAUGGGAACAAGAAAUUAAUAAUUUGACUGCAAGAAAGUUUAUUGGAGAAAUAUCUGCGGAUUAUAUGAAAGCUAGAUCAAUUUUUUUAGAAUGGUCAAAUGUUACAAAAGGUUUAAAAAGAUCAAAUCCAUUAAAAAUUUCUUUGGCAAAUAAAAAUAAUAUUCCACAAUUCUACAACUCUACCGAUGAAAAUGAUAAGGAUAAACAAGAUAAUAUCGAACAAUUACAAAUUUGGUUGGAUUGGUUAACUUGGGAGAAGCAAAACAAACUAGAACUAUCAGAUGACCUAUUGAAAAAAAGAAUAACAUAUGUUUAUAAUCAAGCCAUUCAGUUUAUGAUAUUUAGUCCUCAGAUUUGGUACGACUAUGUAAUGUUUAAGAGCAAUAGUGACCUCUCUAUUAAAUCAAAUGAUAUAUCAGCAGUCAAUACCGCAGGGGCUACAACAACAUUAUCAAAUUCUUCAGGCAAUGAUAUUGAUCUUGAUCCAAUUAGUGCACAGAAAAUUUUAAAUUUAUCAAUUCAGGCAAAUCCCACAUCUCCUUUAUUAAUUUUUAAACUAGCUGAAUCAUUUGAACUUAAUAAUAAUAUAGAUGAUUUGAAAAAAGCUUUUGAUAACUCAAUUGAAUAUAUUUUAAAAGAUUUAAAACCCAAAAUACAAGAAGCAAAGGACAAUAACACAUAUUUACCUUUGCCACUAGAUAUUGCAAGAACAUCUUCCACAAUUGAUCCAAUUUAUAAACAAAGAUAUCUAUUAACUUACAUUUAUUGUAUGUAUAUGAAUACCAUGAAAAGAAAUUUAGGGUUGUCAGCUGCAAGAUCUGUUUUCGGUAAAUGCCGUAAGUUAAAAUCUAUUUUAACUCAUCAUAUUUAUAUUGAAAAUGCUUAUUUAGAAUUUAAUAAUCAAUUAGAUUAUAAAACUCCUUGUAAAGUGUUGGAAUUAGGGUUGAAAUAUUUCCAAGAAGAUGGUAUUUAUAUUAAUAAAUACUUAGAUUUCUUAAUUUCAAUUAAUAGAAACUCUCAAAUAAAAACUCUAUUUGAAAUGUCUAUUGAUAAGAUUAAUAAUAAAGAUCAAUUAGAUUUAAUUUUCAAAAAAAUGAUAUGUUAUGAAUCAAAAUUCGGUAAUUUAGAUAAUGUUUACUCAUUACAAAAAAGAUUUUUUGAAAAAUUUCCCAAUGAAAACUAUAUUGAUAUUUUUACAAUCAGAUAUCAAUUACAAAAUGAAAACUUAAUCAAAGAUUUAGAAUUAACAUAUUUGCCAAAGGAUUUUUUUCCAUUUUCCAAUUUACAAUCAUAUUCACAAUUUAAUAAUACAUCUAACAUUAAUAUAUUUGGUAAAAAGAAAAGAUCUUUUGACUCCGCUUCAUUGAAUAAUGAACAAAAUAAAAAAAAGUCUCACAUUAAAAAGUUCAAGUCACAUCCAAAUAUUCCUGAUGAUAUCUUAGAUUUAUUGGCUAUUCUACCGAAAAGACAAUACUUCAAUAAUGCAAUACUUGAUCCAAAGAAAUUAAUUAGCUUUUUGGAAGAUCAAGUUGUGAUUCCUGAAAAAAAUAGUUCAGAGGUGGACAAUCAUAACUCCACAAUUAAUAAUUAG
Messenger RNA from Henningerozyma blattae CBS 6284, 2241 nucleotides. RefSeq names its product cleavage polyadenylation factor subunit RNA14 (gene RNA14). Gene Ontology annotation, biological process: mRNA 3'-end processing. Bases 1 to 2241 code for a protein of 746 amino acids. Gene Ontology annotation, cellular component: nucleus. The record is from RefSeq and is a predicted model, not a curated record. The transcript has a single exon. Gene Ontology annotation, molecular function: mRNA binding; protein binding. Lineage: Eukaryota; Fungi; Ascomycota; Saccharomycetes; Saccharomycetales; Saccharomycetaceae.